AAAAUAGCUAUGCCAACUUCCUGAAGCAUUGUAAGCAGGUCUACGAUCGUAGGUAAAUCUUCCUUUUCUAGCGCAUCCAUUGACCAUGCCGUUUACUGCAAUGGCGGUAUAGAUAUUUCAUGAAGAAGAAAGUGGAUUUUCUGCAAUGAUGAUUACGAUUUGUGUGGGCAAGGUCUAGUUGUACUUUUAUAGACUACAGAAUUCAGUUUCUUCCAUAUUGAUCAGUGUAAUAGUCAAUAUAAUAUAAUCUUACUUCUAAAAAACAAAAAAAUCCAGUUAUCGAUAAUAAUUGUUCCUUGAGGAGUUUAUCAACUUACAACAAUAGGACGCCAAAGAAUUCGCGGUAAUCGUUCCCGACGUCUUAGGUAAUAUUUGGUAUUUCAUUAUCUGAAUGGACAAUAAGGUGGAUGUCUCAGAAGUAGAAAAUAUUUCAAUGAUUGGAUCUUCUGAAAUUUAUUAUCUGCCUGAAGUCGCAGAGAUAUCAGAGGUAUUAGAUUCUACUGGUCUUAGUCCAUUAACCUCUUCUUUAGACCAUACUUUAACUCUUCAAGAGGAUAAACUGCUUUCAUCAGAAGUUAAUAUGGGUAUAGAAGAUACAUGGACUGAAGCAAAUAGUUCUACAUCAGACUAUGCUAUUCCACUUCCACCACCACCUGGUUUAAAUGAUUUUACAGAUGUUGGUGCAGAUCCUAUUGGUGAUAAUGGAACUGAAGGUGGAGAUUCUCAAGAUGAUUCACAAAUGGAAGAUGUAGUUUUACGCGCGGGAGUAUGUGGUCUUCGCAAUCUUGGUAAUACUUGCUUUAUGGCUGCUGGCUUGCAGUGUUUAACUGCAACUCCUCCCGUACUGCGACAUUUUUUGGAUUUACAACAAAGGGGAGAAAAACUUCCUCCUCCUGGGUCAUUGAUGGCACAUUUUAGUGCACUUCUUGGUAAAAUGUGGUCUGGCAAAUAUAGCGUUCUUAGGCCUACUGAAUUUAAACAAACAUUAGGGGCAUAUCAUUCACAAUUUAAAGACUAUAGACAGCAUGAUUGUCAGGAAUUUCUUGCACUUCUGUUGGAUUCUUUACAUGAACAAAUGAAUACUGCAAAAUGUACAAAAAAUUGUCAAACUCCAUCAUCUACAACCACUGCCAACACGAAUAAUUCAAUCGAAAAUUCAAAUGGGAAAAUCAUGUCUUCAGUCACUGCCACUAGUAAUUCCAAUUGUAAUACAGAUUUAUUGGAAAUGUAUGAUUGCUUACCAUCACCAGAAUGUCCAAAUAGCCCCAAUGUAACAAUGGCUGGUUCACCAAGAGACUUAGGAUCACCUAUAGGAGAAUUAGAUAGUAUUGCAAAUUCACCGCGAGGAUCACCUUUAAACGAUGGUGAGGAUGACGAAGAAACACUUGAUUCUGAUGAAACUGUUGAAGCAAAAUCAAAUACGUUUAUUCAUAAUGAAGUCGAUGGAAAGAAAAAUGAAGUCACACCUUCACUAAGGCUAGAAACAUUAAUUGAAUUUUCAAAAAAUGUUCCGAAAUACCACGGUCUUUAUGAUAUUCAUAAAGAAGCAAAAACUAGUAAUGCAAACUUCUUAGUAAUGCAACAGGAGUGUAAUAAUGAGAUUCAUUACGAUUCACAAAAAUUUCCGAAAGAAAAUAUUCGUAGAAUGCCUUUAGAUAAUUCAAAUCUAAUGGAAAAUCAUGAUUUUGAUAACAAGAGUGUCAGUAUCAAAAGGAUAAAAGAAGUUAAUGUUCAAAAAGUCAAUUGUGGUGUAGAUUAUGCAUCAAGUGGUUCUGAUAUAGAGUAUGAUAAUGGUUUAGAGAAAUGUAAUGUAAAACGUAUGAGGCUAGAUGAUCAAGAAAAAAAUCAUAAACGGGAUGGUCAAGGAAGUAUUAGUUCUCAAUGCAUACGAAUUUCACAAAGUUAUGGAAAUGGUACUGUAGAAACACAAGAUGAAAUUGAGGCUGAUAAACAUUGGGCAAAGCAUUUAAAAUCUAAUAGAAGUAUUAUUGUUGAUACUUUCCAAGGACAGUUUAAAAGCAAGGUUGUUUGUGCAGUAUGUAAUCAUGUUUCCGUUACGUAUGAACCUUUCAUGUAUUUGUCAGUGCCACUACCUCAUGCAAUGGAGAGACAACUAAAUGUUACAUAUGUUCCUGCAAAUGGCGAUCAACCUAUAAGGUGCGUUGUUUCAUUAAACAAACAAUCACGCAUUGGGAAAUUGAAGGAGGAGCUAUUAAAAACACUUGGCAAAGAAAAUAUUGCAGUAACAAAUAUUGCACUUGCUGAAGUUUUAGAAAAUCAUAUAUCGAAGAUUUUGGAUGACAAUACACUCUUGAGACACAUCAAUGAUACGAAUCGAUCUAUAUAUGCCUUUGAACUUACGGAACCUCCUGAUGCAUACACUUCAGUACCAGAUGGUGGUGGAGAUCGUGUAACCGAGGCCGAUUCCUGUCAGAAAUGUACAGUUACGGGAGAGGAAAUACCAUGUACAAUUUGUCUCGAAGAAUUGGAUGGAGAUUUGAAAAGGCACAGUGGCAACAGUUGCAACUUUGUUAUGUGUGAUACUUGUAUUGAGAAUUACUUCAAAAAUCAAACGGAACCGCAAAUGUGCCCAAUGUGUUCAACUUAUAUGACUGCGUCGUCUUUUAUUAAAAUAGAUCAAACAGGCAGACCGAGACCUGCAAUUAGGAUCUUAAAUGUACCGCUAGUCUUGCGACAUGAUACAACAAACGAAACAUCAAACAACCGUAAAGGAACAAAACUUUUUGGUUAUCCUCAUUUAGUAAGAUUACCUUCAAGAGUGAAUGCUAAAGACUUGUACGAUAUUGUAAGAAAAAAUGUACCACAAGAAGGAAAUUAUACGCUUCAUUUUGUUACAGGACAGGGUCAUCAUUGUUCUCGUUGUAUGUAUACUACACAUUGUACAGGGUGCAGUGUAUCUGAAACGGGUAUGGUAAUCUUAUGUAAUGGUGAUACUUUAGCAGUGCGUUAUACGGAGCAGGUUCCUAAAAUUGCAUCCCCAAUUGAUCAUGUUAGUAUCAGCAAACAAAGGCCUCAUCAUCCUUUAUCUUUGUAUGAUUGUCUUCAAGCAUUUAGUCAAAGCGAAACAUUAGAUGAACACAAUCCUUGGUUUUGUCCAAAAUGCGAACGAAAUCGGUGCGCUACAAAAACUCUUACAGUUCACAGAUAUCCAAAGUUCCUCAUAGUAUAUUUGAAACGAUUCGUAUUUUAUGAGUGUACUAGUAUGAAAUUAGAUGAUAAAGUUACAUUUCCAUUGGUUGGUUUAAGCGUUGGACAACAUCUAUAUGAUCUUUAUGCUUGCGUUUGUCAUUUUGGAGGGGUUUCGGCAGGACAUUAUACAGCAUAUGCGAAGAAUCCUCGCACUGAUACGUGGUACUAUUACAAUGAUGAAAUUACAAGCAGACAGAAACCUCAAGAGGAAGAUUUUAGCAACGCAUAUAUACUUUUUUACAGUCGGCAAGGGACCAAUUUAAAAUCGUGCAAUAUAUAACCAGUGCUGGAACGACGAAACUGGCAAAUGGUCAGUGAGAUACAAAGAGUGAGGAACAAAAUAGGAUACAAAGAAUCAAGAGAAGAGUUUACAAGGUGUUGCGUUUAUAUGUUGAUGAAACUACAUCAUCUUGAAUGGAAAACUGCUCACAAAUCUCUUGAUCUAUUUUUCCUAAUAAUUCGCUCAUGGUCUGCCUCUUUGUCUCUUUUUCUUCCUUACAUUAUUCAAUUUCUUGCUGUUAAAUUUCUAGCAAACAUCUUAUAUAAAAUGAUACAGCACAUGCAUCGAAAUUCGUUGAAUAUUGUGCGUUUUAUCAGUGAUCAUUUAUUCAGUUGAAGGGUAUUGUGUAUUUGCUAGAUUCAUUAAUGGCGUUUAAUGUGAAAACAGCAGUUGUAAGGAAGAAUUGAUAAUUUGAAAAGAACUAAAUGUAUUUAUACAAGAUUAGUGCGUAAAUAUACGUUGAAUUUGUACAGUAGGUGAUUAAACGUAGACUUUGAGGUUUUGAACAGACGUAAUUUAUUAGUGAAUAAAGGCGAAUGUUACGACUAGAACACACUUAAAAGUACGAUCCUUAAUGAUGGAGUGUAACCAUUCACUGUAUCAUUAUUUCCUUUUUAUUUGAAUGGAUACAAGACUGCUAAAAUGUUCAUAAUCUGCAUGUACAGAGAAAAAAAUUUGUAUUUGCAGAUUAUUUAUUAAAUUAGUUUUGUUGUAAUUUUAUUACAAGAUAUUCAUUUUAUUUGUUAUAUGCGCUCGUAUCCUCACGCGUACAAUCGACACACGCAUGCGUUAUAAUACAUAAUCAUCAUAUCUGUUGUUAGUAUGCUAUUUGUGGCCCGAUGACUGUAUUAUAUACGUCUUUGUCGUAUAAGUUAUUGUAAAAAUUAUCAUAAAAGAAACUGUUCCAAUUUUUUUGGUGAAAACCUAUUAACUAGAAAGUGAUUACAUUAUAUUAUAUUUGUGUUCAUUUGGUAAUUU
Messenger RNA from Apis mellifera (honey bee), 4468 nucleotides. RefSeq lists its product as uncharacterized. Gene Ontology annotation, molecular function: cysteine-type deubiquitinase activity. Gene Ontology annotation, biological process: protein deubiquitination. The record is from RefSeq and is a predicted model, not a curated record. Lineage: Eukaryota; Metazoa; Arthropoda; Insecta; Hymenoptera; Apidae. The transcript is spliced from 15 exons. Bases 392 to 3490 code for a protein of 1032 amino acids.